AUCAUAGAUAGUAGCCGCAGCGACGCCGAAUUUCCACCACCGUGACUUGCGAGUCGCAAACGUGGUAACGGCACCUUCUUGUUCGUAAUUACGUGCAUGAUCUGCUCACUGCUGAGCGAACCAAGGGAACAAUUGUCUAUCUGAAGGAACCCUUGAUCGUUAUGGACAGAAGACGCAUGCCAACGCGACCAGCGUCUUCCGAGGAAGUAGAGUGUUGGUCACAUGCAACUCGAUCUCUGUCAUCAGUCUCGAAUAUUUAUGCAAGCCCCAACAGUGUGGAGACUGUACACCGGGUCAAUAGACUGAUAAAUGCGUGGCCCACUGACGAUAGCCUCCCAGCGGAUGGUUAUGAUGGCCUUAAAAUUACAUAUAAACGAUUGUCAUCAGGCCUGAGGGACAUACGUGCCCACACUGACGAAGAGAUAAAGGCAAUUGAUGACGCCAUGGAACGGAUCAGCGUUUUGGUAGCACUGAGAAAAGCCUCAGAAGCUAUCUUACCGGAAAAACGAAAUAAAAGGCCUCGGGGGCCCUCGCCUGCUGGUACUCCAACCCCAGCCACGCCACCCAUAGCAACCAAUGCUCGAGCUCUCCCUGUCUCAAUACCCCUUCGCAGUUCAUUAGGACCUUCUCCAGCAAUCCCCUUUUCGCGUGAACCAAAGGCAAGAAGAGAAGCACUUGCAAAGCAAUUGCCACUCCAGGAAGGAAGAAAAGUGGCUUUUCACCCUCCAGCCAAUAAACCUGGCGAUGAAGGGAACGGGGAUGCUGCCGAAGAAAAUACGUGGAUCCUGGCAGUGGUAAUCAAAUCUAUAAACCAGGAUAAGAAUAGAUAUGAAGUACAAGAUGCUGAGCCUCAAGAAGACGGUCAACCUGGACAACGUUACAAUACAACUCUUCGUGCGAUCAUACCCUUGCCGGAUCCAAACGCCCCUCCAACGAGCGCGGCACAUCUUAAUGCAUAUCAAGAAUUUCCAACAGGCUCAACCGUCAUGGCACUUUAUCCUGAUACCAGCUGUUUCUAUCGUGCUGAAGUACUUGCCUCGCCCAGAGAUCUACAACCCGGCGGCAGGACGACUUCAUCAAAACAGAUUCCUACAUAUAAACUCAAAUUUGAAGAUGACGACGAUCAAGAACACGCUGUCGCUGCGCAAUGGGUUGUUGAAUGGCCGGGGGUUUGACUUUACUAUCACACUGACAUUUGUGUAAAUAUAUGGCAUUGCACUCUGUUUAAUUGUAAAAUCAGCUGUAAAUAUAUUUGUAUACCUUGUUUAUGAAGACUG
Molecule: messenger RNA, 1277 nt
Organism: Serpula lacrymans var. lacrymans S7.9
Lineage: Eukaryota; Fungi; Basidiomycota; Agaricomycetes; Boletales; Serpulaceae
Exons: 7
Coding region: 162-1175 (337 amino acids)
Cellular component (GO): SAGA complex
Source: RefSeq, a predicted model, not a curated record